Mycena citricolor is the source of this 2834-nucleotide messenger RNA. The record is from the annotation of a GenBank genome assembly. NCBI's taxonomy places the organism in Eukaryota, Fungi, Basidiomycota, Agaricomycetes, Agaricales, Mycenaceae.
CCAAGUUCUCAGUUCGCGUCUCUCUGCAAGCAGUGGCAUCCCCUCUAUGACCAUCGCUCGCAAUGAAUCUUCGUGUCAUUGUCGAGCCAAUUCAGAAACUCAAGCUGUCAUGCAGCGAAGUGGGGCCCUCGGGCCAUUGUUCCCGAGAACAAUAAGGUCGAGUCAGGGAAAGCCAUCUCGACCAUAGCGUGCGCGCAUGGGCCUCUGAGAUGACUGCGCAUGGCACACCGUCGCCGACGUCGCUCUCUGCCUCUCUCUUUCUCCCCACCACCGCUGUUGCGCAGAUAUGCUGCUGCCCCGUCUCCCCGUCUUGUUAACCGCCAGCAUCCGACUUACGUCGAACUAUACGGGUAAUGCUCCGGUUGUAGUUUGUGACGCUGGGCAAUGUUUGCAAGGGUAUUCUAACACGACCAUCGGCGUCACACUCUCGGUCCCGGGAUCCCCUGCGAUUCGCUUGCUUCCAGGCCAAUACACGUCGACCUCGAAUCCACAACUACUGCAUAACGCACUUACAUCAUCUUCGGUGUCGCUUUCGCCUUCUCCAGGCUUCGACUCCAACGCGACAAUCCUAUCGCUUCCACUCAAUGUUUUGGAGCAGCCGGGACUCACGACGUACACUGCUGCCCUGUAUUCGGGGGCCAAUGAUCCCUCCGCCUUCACACCAAUUCCUUCCGCGCCUAUUCCAAACUCCUCAUCUCUUGUCUUCCAGUCGCUCUCCCUAUCUCUGAACACCUGGAUCGCAGUCAACGCGUCAUCCAACCCCCGCUUGAUCGUAUGGGACUCGGUUCCCGACAUCUCGCAGCUUCCAAGCGUCCCUGCCAACAUGCGGCUGCUCUCGCUCGAAUCAUCGACUUGCUCGCCGUCUUGCGCGUCCUCGGGCAUCUGCACAUCCUCGGGCGUGUGUGCUUGUCUCCCGGGCUUCGUCGGCGCGGCGUGCGAGAAGUGCGGUGCAGGUCUGUUCGGGCCGCGGUGCAACCAGACGUGUCCCGCCGGAUGCGCGAAAUGCGAUGACGGACUCGGCGGAUCGGGGCGCUGCCUUGACUCUGGUGUCACCCCGGGCGCGUGCGGUUGCGUCAACGGCGCGUGUAAUCCCGAUGGGAGCUGUGCUUGUACGACUGGCUUCGUUAGCGCGGGGAACGGCACGAAAUGUGCGCAGUGUGCAGGGGGGUUCUUUUUGACCCCGGCGGGUGAUUGCUCUAUCUGUGCCAUCGGAUGCUCUGCGUGUGCUGAUCGCACGGGAACGUGCACGGCAUGCAAGACUGGGUUCGCUCCAGACGCCAAUGAUGCGACCAAAUGCGAUCCCGUCCCGAGUGUGACUUCUGCAAACGUGGUGUGUCCCGACGGGGCAUUUGCAAGUGGGGCCAGCUGUGUCCCGUGCUCUUCUGCGUGCAGAACGUGCACUGCCGGCGGAUCGAUUGAUUGCGUGCGCUGUGCGACUGGGACGUAUCUGCUCAACGGAACUUGUGUCUCGGCCGAUGCGAACGGAGUAUGCAAAGGCUCGAGCAUGAUCGCCAAUAACAACAAGCUCGAAUGUGACGCGUGUGGGGCAAAAUGCACCUCUUGUAAAAUCCCUGGUUUCAAUUCGGCAUCGACGAUCAAUGAACUGCAGUGCACAAGCUGUGUAACCGGUUUCGCUGUGUCAAAUGGCACAUGCGUUUCGAGCUGUCCAUCGAGAACAUUCCCACUCAACGGGACUUGUACUGCAUGCGACUCUUCGUGCUCGACCUGUGCUGGAUCCUCGUCCUUCUGCUUAUCCUGCCAUUCGAACCAGCUAGCACUGAGCGGCCAGUGCAUCAGCACCUGCCCUCCGAACACCUUCCUCGGGACAAGCAACGCAUCGUGCUCGGCUUGUCAUCCAGAUUGUGCAGCCUGCUCUGGUCCGGCAUUCGACCAGUGUACAUCCUGCUCUCCGUCUUCCUCACGGCCUGUCUUGAAGAGCGGCAGGUGUCUCCCAACCUGCAGCAAGACCGAGUUCUUCGACAUAACCUCGUCUACCUGCCAUGCAUGCGAUGGAAGCUGCUCGAGUUGUUUAGGGUCCGGUCCAGGACAGUGUCUCGCCUGUGCGGAUCCGAGCCAAGUGCUCAGGGCCGGAAGCUGCGUAGCGGCUGGAUGCGCUGCUGUGGUGAGCGGUCUUGGUGCAUGCCUGUCGGAGCUGGUCGAUGUGCCGAGCGUGACGUCGGGGUCUCCGCUGCCCAGUGCAUCAGGCAUUGACGCACCAACUACUGGGACGGCCAAUACGACAAGGCGGAGGCUCGCUUGGUGGGAGAUCCUGCUGAUGGUGCUGGGAUGCGUGUUUAUUCUCGUCAUGGUGCUUUGGUUGCUGCGGAGACGAGCGAAGAAUGCACGGGCAAAGAAUGCACACAGAGACAAGCCGAACGGCCUAUGUGGGCGUCUUUGCGACACUUUCCGAUCUUGCCUGCGGAAAAGCCGGUCGCGGCCGGUCUACGAGCUCCGUUUGGACUCGACGCGCAAGGGUGCUGAUGCGUCUCGACCGCCUAUCAUGCACCCCCAUCUGCAACAUCCAAGUCGAUUGAGUGUCGAGUCGGCGCCUUCCAUCUAUUCUCAAAUGACUAGCUACACCGCUCAAGCUGCACAGCCUCGGCAGCCGGUGAGGGCUGACAGGAAGUUUUCGGUGGCUGGCACCAGUCUCGUCGAUCCAUACUAUCAUACGACUGCCCCGUAUAUGGCACACAAGCCCACUACCAGGCUAACAGGGGAAUAGCUUCCAGAUGACUGUGACUUGUAAUCUAUAUUAUCAGCUUUCGAACAACUUUAACUUCCUCGCUCUAUAAUACUGAAUCUCAAUACAUUGUAACCUUAAUGACCAGAAUCUU